Molecule: messenger RNA, 474 nt
Organism: Nematolebias whitei (Rio pearlfish)
Lineage: Eukaryota; Metazoa; Chordata; Actinopteri; Cyprinodontiformes; Rivulidae
Product: elongation factor 1-alpha 1-like
Exons: 4
Coding region: 1-474 (157 amino acids)
Biological process (GO): translational elongation; translation
Molecular function (GO): GTP binding; translation elongation factor activity; GTPase activity
Source: RefSeq, a predicted model, not a curated record
AUGAGAAAGGAAAAGACCCACAUGAACAUCGUGGUCAUUGGCCAUGUCGACUCCAGGAAGUCCACCUCCACUGGCCCACUGAUCUACAAGUGCAGACACAUCGACAAGAGAAUCAUCAAGAAAUUUGAGGAGGUGGCCGUGGUGGGUAAAAGCUCCUUCAGGUGCGCCUGGGUGUUGGACAAACUGAAGACUGAGCCUGUAUGUAUCACCAUCGACAUCACUCUGUGGAAGUUCGAGACCAGCAGAUACUACGUGACCAUCACUGAUGCUCCUGGACACAGGAACUUCAUCAAUAACAUGAUCACAGCAGGAGAGGAGGCACAGAGUUUGACUCCCCUGCUGCUCCGAACUGCUGCAGCCCUCAGGCCAAAGUGUGACACUAGCAGUCUCACAUGGGAGUGCAUGUCAAGUGUGCAGCAGAAUACCCACGGUGCCAACAAGGAUGUUGGUGCCCUCAAGCAUAAGAAGGCAUAA